CGUUGUAUGCACAUUGUUAACACCUGUUUCUAAGGUAAACAAAAAACAAUUACUGCAAUUUCGAUCCCUAGAACUGCGUUCAAAAUACUUUGUGAAAGGGAAUACAUCAGCCGAGGGAAGACAAUAUUUUAUGAAUAGGAAUGAGUAGACGAUGUGAAUUGAAAUUGAUUGACGUGUUAAAAGAAGGCAAUCUUGAUAUGGCUAAAUCCAAAUAUAAUAGUGUUAGUGGUAAAAAAUCAGAUACACCCAUAGAAAGUAGGAGUUCAAGAACCAGGUUUGGUAAUACGUCUACUUUGAAGAAAAAAUAUGACUCUGGAACUUUAAAGCAGCAAACAGAAAUUACUUUGAAGAAGCGUAAGAAACUUAAUGAUGUGAGUGAAUUACCAAGCAAAAAAAUCUUUACCGGGAGUAACAUUAUCAAGAACCCAGUUAAGCCUGAUAAAGAAAUCAGCCAAAAAAAGAAAAGAAAUACUAAAUCUCGCGAAUCUUGCUGGGAAAACAAACUGACGGGAGCAAGACGUGUGAGCAAACGUCUAUCAAAUCUAAGAAUAUCUUUAAAGAAAUUGGAAUCAUCUCUUGCUACAUCUUUUGUCACAAUUAAAACAAGGCAGCCAGUUGCUUUUAGUGCCAGAGGUAAAAUGAAGCAAAACUAUUGUGAUUUAAAACCACCCAAAAAGAACAAGACUUCACAGUACAGAAAUUUUCCGGAAACACAGUUUAAUUUUGGAAAACUAGGCCAUACUAAGAGGCUACACCCAAAAACAACUGCUAGAAGACCUGAAACUUACACUGUUACUGUAAAAUCUACUGCUUCAGCUUCACACUCCAGAAGAAAUGACAAAAAGCAAGGAAACAUAAUGCAUAACACAUUUGAUGAAGAUUCGAAUGACUCAGAUGUAAAUCUUCUAAUCGAGAGGUGUGUUGAAGAUAUUCAAAAUGAUUUAAGUGAACCUGAAUCCGACACUGAAGAAGACAAAAAAAUAUCUAAAGCAUAUCAACUGUUGAAAUCCAAAGAGACUAUUGAGGAAAAUGAGGAGAAAGCUGCUCAAGAUACAAAAGUUGAAACUCUGAUUUGUGAACAAGUUGAUGAAUUAACUGAUGAUUCUACAAUUCUCAUUGGUGUAAACGUUGAGUCAAACGUAAAUAUCGAGCGUGAAACGCUUACUGAAAGUAUAAGUAAGAAUAACAGUGAAUCCAAAACUGAAUGUAAAAACAUUCAGAACAAUGAAAUAACACAAGAUGAAACUUGUGUUUCAAAUGAAAUAACAACUACGGUAGAAGAUCUGCCAAUAAUCGAUUUGGAGCAAGACAACUGCCAAGGAAACAUAGACGAAGUUGUUGAUGAAAACGCAAGUGGAUCUAAAGUGGAAUCUGGAGCCUCAAAUGGAACUACUGCAGAAGAUACCAAGGGUACAGCUGUUGGUAAAGAUGUCAACAUUAGUGGAUCAGCUGAUUAACCAUAAGCCUAGUACAAGGUACCUGUUUUUGUUAGUAUAAAAAAGUAGAAUUUUCAGUAUAGCUUGUAGUUAAGUUAGCAAAAUCUGUAGUUUAAGAGCAGUUUGAAAGGCACAAUCAUAAAAUAGUAAAUUAAUUGAACAAUAAAGACAAAAAAUAAAUUGUAUUCAACAGGUA
Molecule: messenger RNA, 1632 nt
Organism: Macrosteles quadrilineatus (aster leafhopper)
Lineage: Eukaryota; Metazoa; Arthropoda; Insecta; Hemiptera; Cicadellidae
Exons: 2
Coding region: 141-1457 (438 amino acids)
Source: RefSeq, a predicted model, not a curated record